Molecule: messenger RNA, 2032 nt
Organism: Bolinopsis microptera
Lineage: Eukaryota; Metazoa; Ctenophora; Tentaculata; Lobata; Bolinopsidae
Product: N-acetylgalactosamine-6-sulfatase-like
Exons: 10
Coding region: 149-1678 (509 amino acids)
Molecular function (GO): arylsulfatase activity
Source: RefSeq, a predicted model, not a curated record
UUACGUAUCUUGCGCCGCGCCUUACAUUUUAGUACGCCUUUAUAAUCCGUUGCGUGUUUGCCACAUUUAUAUUAAAAGAACACAGCACCUUACACCAAAGCACUGAUAAGCAAGAAAUUCUACACCAACUUGACCGAAACAAUUCAGAAUGAUAUUGCUGGUGGUUUUAUCAGUGUUAGCAACACUAGGGAACGCAUCUGCGAAUGAUGUGACGAAACCAAACAUUGUGAUUAUGUACAUGGAUGACAUGGGCUGGGGAGACAUUGGAGCCAACGGUAACUGGGCAAAAGAGACUCCGAACAUAGAUAAGAUGGCAAGUGAAGGAAUGUUGUUCCCAAGUUUCUAUUCCGCUGCUCCGAUAUGUUCCCCUUCUAGAGCUGCACUUAUGACAGGUAGAUUGCCGAUAAGAAACGGUUUCUACUCCACAAACAGACACGGAGUUAACGCUUACACUCCGCAAACUAUAGUAGGGGGUAUCACUGAGACUGAGUAUCUCCUUCCUCAACUUCUUAAAGAGGGCGGAUACAAAAGUAAGAUAAUAGGAAAAUGGCACAUGGGGCACAGGCCGGACUACCUGCCCCUCAACCGUGGGUUCGACGAGUUCUUUGGUUCCCCAAACUGCCACUUCGGCCCGUAUGACGAUGUGAAAACACCAAACGCUCCCGUUUACAAAGAUGAUCUGAUGUUGGGAAGGUAUUAUACUAACUACACUAUACACAAGGGACUGUCUAAUCUUACUCAGAUCUUUAUCAAGGAGGGCACUGACUUCAUCGAGAACCAGGCUAAAGCAGGUAAUCCAUUCCUACUGUACUGGACACCAGACGCAAACCACCAGCCUGCAUACUCCUCUGAGAUGUUCUGGGGCAAGAGUAGGCGAGACAGCAGUUACGGAGACUCAGUGAUGGAGGUAGACUACGGCGUGGGAGUUAUACUGGCUAAACUCAAAGAGCUGAACAUCGAACAGAACACUCUGGUAUUCUUCUCCAGUGAUAACGGUGCAGAGGGUAUAGCCGGCAAAGCUGGUGGUAGUAACGGUCCACUGCUAUGUGGCAAACAGACCACAUUUGAAGGAGGAAUGAGAGAGCCAGGGAUAGCCUGGUGGCCGGGAACCAUCAAACCCGGUGUAAUAUCCCCUCAACUUGGGACUACUAUGGAUAUUCUGGUGACUGCAGUGGGUGUGGCUGGGUUGCAGCUACCUUCUGAUAGGAUAUAUGAUGGUAUUGAUCUGUUCCCUGUGCUGUCUGGUAAAGUUGAGAGUAUUGAGCGACCAGUUUGGUAUUACAGAGGUAACGAGUUAUUUGCUGUAAGAGUGGGUCAGUACAAGGCUCACCUGUGGACCUGGUCACACGAACACUACAACUUCUGUCCGGGAGAGUAUGUUAAGGAUGUUACUACUCCUGAUCAAGUGAACAGAACAUCAAACCCCAUAGUAAUAAACCUUGAUAAUGAUCCUGGAGAGAAGUACACUAUAACUAGUGGAGCUAGAUUCAAGGAGGCGAUGGCUCUGAUCAACCCUUACUUACAGGAACACAGGGACACUAUGGUCAGAGGUGAGCCCUCCCUGAACUACUGUGACAAAAUGGUGAUGAACUGGGCACCACGAGGGUGUGAGGAGAUCAACUACUGUCUCCAGGGACCUACUACUUCCAGUAUCAAGCUCUGUGGUUGGGAUCACUGAGUGUUUUACAAGUUACAGAGCCGGAUUGUGCGGCUGUGGUGGUGGGGUUGUGACGUCAUGAUUUGUGGGACUGUGGGAAUAGCUGUGCAGACGAUUAUUGGACAAGCAUAUUCUUUGAUUUCUAGUUUUUAUGUUAUAUAUCAUAAAGUUUGUUUUAAAACAAUGAAUAUAGAAUGAAACAAAUCGUAUGAAAUAUUUGAAUCUUAUUCAAAUCAGAUUAAAAUUUUCUCGUUUAGUAAAAGUUCAAUAAUUUAACUUAGAUGGGAAAAAAUAAAUGAUGUGAAAUUUCAUUAAAAAUAAUAUAGGUCAAUAGGGAGUGCAAGAUAUUUGUAAUACCUGUAUUGACUUUUAAAG